Linepithema humile (Argentine ant) is the source of this 801-nucleotide messenger RNA. RefSeq lists its product as uncharacterized. NCBI's taxonomy places the organism in Eukaryota, Metazoa, Arthropoda, Insecta, Hymenoptera, Formicidae. The record is from RefSeq and is a predicted model, not a curated record.
GCCAAAUAAACAUUGUCUAACGAGCAGUCGAGCCGAGUAGACGUGCAACCAAAAAGACAGUCAGUAUCGAAUCGUGGGGCGGUCGCCGAGGGUUUAUCUUAAGCAAAUUCUGUAUUAAUUAGUUGAAGAUUCGUCCGUCAUUCAAAACGCCCUGUGCAUUCAAGAAAUCAUGAAGUGGUUUUUGUUCCUGAUGACAAUUGCCAUUUGGCAAUGCAUACAAGUAACAGGCAGUUCUGUGAGUCAACGGAAACCUCGAUCACCGAUAAAUCCAUUGUUUUCACUUGAAUAUCCGUCCUCGCGGUACCGUGAUGAAGUAUCAAAAGAAGUAUAUCCAUUUUUACCGUUUUAUAGAGGCUUGCGGAGUGCAACAAAGAACGAACCAGAACAUGCAACUAAAAGUAAUAGUAAUGACAAAGAGGGUAAACCUACGAGCUACAUACGAAAAAGGGAAAUCGUUACUGAGAUAAUGGGAGUAAAAAGAGAAGACUAUCAUGUAAUUGAUGAAAUAUGGAAAAUUUUUGUGAACCGUAUAACAGAAGUGGUAGCAUAUUUGAAUGAAAAAGAAGAAGAGAUUAAGAAAUUAAAAAACAGUAAAAAAACAAAAGAUCCGGAAAAAUAAUCCGAGUCGCGUAUUGCCUUUCCUGUAUUAUUGGGGUAGAGGAUAAAAUUCUUUAUCUGUUUUUUAAUCUCUAACAGUAAUUAAUUAUUUUUACAAUUUUUUAUACACCUUAGAAAUUGUUUCGUACAUUUGAUGUGUUUUUGGAGAAUGAAAUAAAUUUUUAUACCAACAGUAAGCCAGAA